AUAUUCCCAACUAUGGGGGAGUUUUCCUAGGCUCUCCUCUAGCAUGGUUUAUUAUGAUAAAUUGAUAAUUGUUACUUGUUAUUAUACACUCAAAAUUGGCGAGUGUUUUGAAUUUGGAAGCAACAACAAAGGCUUUCCGUUGGGGGUGCUCUUUUUGGGGCUCUCGAAACAGAAUUAUAGAAAAAUAUACACAGACCCUAGGCCCAAAGAUUACAUAGAUAAAUAGAGGGGUGAGAAACCAAAACAGAAAGAUGGAAAAGAGCAACAUGAAAAGGGUCUCUGAAUCUAAUCCAUUUCUUCUCCUUCUCCCUCUCCUUUCCCCUUUCUAAACUCAACUCUCUUCCUUCUUUCCUUCCUUCCACUCCAACACCUCCGUCCAUCAAGAAAACAAGAGCUAGAAUCAACAUACACUACCCCCCUUAACGAAGGCAUAGAGAGAAUGGUUACUGGGUGGAGAAGAGCGUUUUGCACAUCAAUCCAUAGAGAAAGAGAACCCAAAGUAGUAACCGAGAAACAACAACAACAACAUUGUGACAAUAACAAUAACAGCAGCACCAAUAAUCAAAGUCCCAAAAUCAGUUCCAAGUUCGGAUUUUUCUCUAAUCCCUCAACCCCACGGUUCCAGUCCCAGCCUGUAGCAUCGGGUCCGGGCCUCCGUUGCCGAACCUCAAUUUCCACCGGAGCAACCACUUGCUCCGUCCCCAACAGCCCUAAACUUCAAUGCAGCAACCCCAAAACCACCAAGAAACAAACAACCCUCAGCCCCAGGCUAUUCCAACUCUCAAACCCUUCAUCACCAAAAUCACCAUCAAGCUUCUCACUAUUCAAAUCUACUCUACGGUUAUCCAAAAGUCGAUGUGGAAUAUGUAUGCAGAGCGUGAAGAGUGGCCAAGGCACGGCGAUUUUCACGGCCGAAUGCUCCCACAGCUUCCACUUCCCUUGCAUAGCUACACAAGCGAAGAAGAAUCCAAUCCUCACGUGCCCCGUCUGCAGCACGUGCUGGAAGGAGCUUCCGGUGUUGGCUAUCCACGAAGACAAUAAGCACAAUAACAAAACCACCUCAGAGGCAACAAACAGAGACGCCGCCGCCGCAACCGCCACCAAAACAAGGUCGUUGAAGGUGUAUAACGACGACGAGCCACUCAUGUCUCCAACUUCGGUGGCGCGGUUCAACCCUAUUCCUGAAUCGGAGAACGAAGAUGAGCAAGAAGACGAGAGAAACGAGUUCCAAGGGUUCAACGUGAGUCCUUUCGUUAGUUUCUCUCCGGAAGAGAGGAUCAGGGGACUUGAAAUGUCUUUAUUGCCGGAGGCGGCGAUCGUGGCGGCGAAUAGGAGCUACGAGACUUACGCUGUGGUGCUAAAGCUGAAGGCGCCGGCGGCGCCUUUACAUAAGGCCACUCGAAGAUCUCCGGUUGACCUCGUGGCGGUCCUCGACGUCGGCGGAGCCAUGUCCGGCGCGAAGCUCCGACUCAUGAAGAGCUCGAUGCGGUUUGUGAUUUCCUCCCUCAGCUCCGCCGAUCGUCUCUCCAUCGUCGCAUUCUCUGCCGGAUCCAAGAGGUUGUUGCCGCUCCGGAGAAUGACCGCUGGAGGCCAGAGGUCUGCUCGACGCAUCAUUGACGCGCUUGCGGUGAUUGACCAGUCCCGAGACGGCGCUCCGGUGAUGAACGACGCCCUCAAGAAAGCCGUUAAGGUACUCGAGGACCGGCGUGAGAAGAACGCCGUGGCCAGCAUUGUGGUUCUCUCCGACUCGAACUACUCACGCUCCGUCGCGUACUCUCAGAAAUCAUGGCUCAUUUCCUCCACGCGCUUGCCUCAACUGGAUGUCCCUGUCCACGCGGUUAGGUUCCCGGGGGAGCGCGAGUGCAGCCACGCGCUCAACGAUGACGCGUUCGCUAAAACCGUUAGGAGUUUGUUACAAGUCGUGGCUCAAGACGUUAGGAUUCAGUUAGCUGUGGUGUCACGGCCUCGCCCCGUUGAGAUCGCCGCGGUUUACUCACUUACAUAUCGACCCGAAUCUCUUGUACCGGGUUCCACCCGCAUCGGCGAUCUUUACGCCGAAGAAGAGAGGGAGCUUCUCUUGGAGAUUAAAGUCCCCGCCGCUUCGGCUGGAUCCCACCACGUUCUGACCGUACGAUCAUCCUACAGGGACCCGCUAACGCAGGAGAUUGCAAGCCCUGUUGAGCAUGCAAUGCUUGUUCCCCGUCCCAACACCGUACGAUCGUCGUGCCCCAAGAUCGAGCGGCUUAGGAACCUCCAUGUCACUGCUCGAGCAGUAGCUGAGUCGAGCCGGCUUGUUGAGCAUGGUGAUUUCUCUGGAGCCUAUCAUCUCCUAUCGUCGGCUCGUGCACUCUUGUUGCGAUCUUGCAAGCCAGACAGAGUUAGUGACUUACAUGGCUUUGAGAAUGCAAGAUUUUAAUUGUAAUAUUUUUCAUAUUCCUUUUAUUGGGAAAAAAAAAAAGGAAAGAAGAAUGUAAUGUUGUAGUACAUAGAGGGAAAGCAAUUAUGAAUAGAGAAUUUUUUUUGUGAAAAAUUAAUUUUUAGAUAAAAUGUAAAAAGAAAAAGG
Molecule: messenger RNA, 2563 nt
Organism: Arachis ipaensis
Lineage: Eukaryota; Viridiplantae; Streptophyta; Magnoliopsida; Fabales; Fabaceae
Product: E3 ubiquitin-protein ligase WAVH1
Source: RefSeq, a predicted model, not a curated record